GGAUAAACAAAAAAAUUCAAAAACAUGAAUUUUGUUCCGAAAUAUAUUAAAACGAAUGUAACAGCUAUAAAAACCGGUACAAGUGUUACAUUUAUCGGUAUCGGGGCUAACCUGCACGUUUUCUGUAACAAGUCUUACAGAUUACUCAAUAAAAUAACCGUAACAGAUACAAGGGGUCAACAAAUAUUCGGCAUAAUUCCUUUCCAAUCUAACAAGCUUCUAGUGAUUAGUGGCAACUUUUUGUUAAUUUUUAACACAAAUGAAGAUUAUUCCACGAUUAACGAAACCUCUCGAGCAGUAAUACGUGAAUGGAUUUUAGAAGCUAAAUUAUUGGAUGAUGAAACUAAAAUAGCCACAAUUUCAAUGCACAAUAAAAUCAACAUAUGGGAUACACAUUUAAAUCAAUUAGAAUCAGUUAAAUGUGAAGAAAAGUGCCUAUUAUACAGCGCUCAUUUAUGUUAUGACAACUAUAAUAAGUUAACAGCCCUCUCGGGCACUGUAUUUAACGAAGUUUUGAUAUGGAAAUUCCGUAAAGAUGAUUCUGGUUACUCUGUGGUUCUCAAAAGACUACAAAAACAUGAAGGGGUGAUAUUUUCCAUUCACGUAAAAGAUGAUUUAAUUUGUUCAACGUCAGACGAUAGAUCGGCAGUUUUAUGGAAAAUUGAAAGUGGAGAUCUACAUUCUGAAUUAAGUAAAGAACAUGUAAAUAUAUAUCCCUUGUGCCAAGUCUUUGGGCAUUUAUCGAGAGUUUUUAAAUGUAGAAUUCUGAAUGAUUGCUUUGUUACUGGAGGCGAAGAUUCCGUGUUAAACGUAUGGAGUUUAAAUGGAAAAUUGAAAAGAAAAGUGGAAACUAAUCAAGGCAGUACGAUAUGGUCUAUGGAUUAUGAUGAAUCGAAAAAUAUGCUCUUUGUUGGAGGAGACAAUGGUGGAGUACAUGCUUUUACAUUAGAUAUUAUGAUUAAAAAAGAAAAUAUAACCAUUCCACAAGGAGAGAAACCAAAAUUGAUAGCUAUGUUAGCUUCACACGGCAUUUUAAUAUUCACAGAAAGCGGAAUUUUAUUUGUUAAUAAAAAUAAUACUUGGAUAAGAAUUAAACAGUUUGAAGAUUUAAGAAGUUGUGUUACGCUAAAAGUGUCUAAAUGUAGAAAACUAGUCGCUCUAGCAGGCUUUAGGGGACAACUGUACAUUUACAAGGAAACUGAUCAUUCUUUGGAAAAUAUAUUCACAUAUCAACUAAAACGAGCAAUAAGAAUUACUUCAUGCUUCUGGCUCAGAUGCGAUUUACUCCUAGUAUGUCAAGAAGGAAUCCUAACUCUUCUAUUGCUAAACCAAAACGAAAUCAAACCGAUUAAUUUGUUUGUAUUACCAAAGAACGUCGAUUGCAUUAACACCGCGAUCGCAGUGAAAGAAAAUAUCAUAGUCGGUGAUCGAAAGGGGAACAUACAUUUGUAUAAAAUCGGCGAAACUUCGCCCGUACAAUCGUUGCGAAAAGUGCAUAAUUAUCUGGGAGUUACGAAUUUAUUACACUCUUCUAACAAUUUGGUGUCUUUAGGUCGAAACGGUACGAUCAAAACGUUCUCGAUGGCAAACGACAGAUUAGUAUUGAUGGCUUCGAAUAAGGUGCCUUACAAUUGGCUGGUGGAUGUAAUCGAUAAUUUUUUGAUAGGUUUUUCCGGGGAUAAUUUUAUUAUCUGGAACUGUGACACAAAAAGGAUAUUAUUAGAUGAAGUUUGUGGCGGUGGUCACCGAUCGUGGGACUUACUAAAAGCCGAAGGUACAUUUAAAUUCCUUUAUAUUAAGGAGAAGGCUGUUAAUAAACUCGAAUUCGACAUUAACGUUAAUAAAUCGUUCGAUUUGGUCGAAUGUUUUCAUCUCAAGGAAAUCAAUUGCAUGAGCUUCGUGCAAAUGCAAAAUCAGUAUUUGUUGGUUUCCGGAGGAGAAGAUACUACGCUUCGCUUGAGUUUGAUAGAUCGCGAUAAGAUUAAUUUUAGGAAUUUAAUGACAUUUAAAUCGCAUUUAUCUAGUAUAAGAACUAUCGCUAUUCAUAAGUUGGGGGGAGGAAAACAUGUAGAAUCGUAUUUAGUAUUCUCAGCUGGUGGUAGAGCUCAAAUUAUAUGCUGGACCUUGGAAAUGGAUUCUAAUAAUAGCGAGCAAGUAAUAUUGAGAGAGAAUCAUUCUUAUUAUGAAAUAAUCGAUAACAAAGAGUCUGAAACGAGGAUUAUGGAUCUGUGCGUAGUUGAAUUGGAUGAUAUAUUUCUAUUUGCUGCUUGUUCGGACGGAUGUAUCAAAAUAUUUACUGUAGAAAAUAACCACAAUGACUUUAAAAUGAACCUCCGUUUGACGGUUUUUUAUAAAUUAAGAUGCAUUUUUAAAGUAUUUCAUUUAAAAGUUUUUAAUAAGAUUAUUUUAGCUACUCUGGCUAGUGACGGAUGUUUAGUGUUUUGGAAUGUAGAAGAAAUGCUUUCGUGUGAAUCAGUAAAGCCGUUUUCUAUUAUACAGUCACAUCAAUCUGGAAUUAACACGAUUUCUAAAUUACAAAUCGAUCCUACUUCAUUUCUGUUUCUAACGGCCGGAGAUGAUAACACAAUAGUGCUCAAUUAUUUAAAGUUUUAUGAUAACGAAGAUAUUUAUGUGAAAGUUAUAGAUACAUUCAGAGAUGCUGGAUCUCAUUGGGCGCAAAUAACCGGUUCUUUCAUCGAUAAUAACUAUUUUUUAACCGCUUCAGUUGAUCAAAGACUGAUGUUGUACAAAUGGCAAAUUGACAACGAGAAACUAAUUUGCCAGAGCGUUUCCAAAUAUAACUCAUCAAUAGCCGAUUUAAAAGGACUUUUGUACUUCGGGGAUGCAAAUUUUAAUAUUUUAGUUUACGGUUUGGGUAUAGAAAUAGUGAAUCUUGUAAAUAAA
Messenger RNA from Phyllotreta striolata, 2904 nucleotides. Lineage: Eukaryota; Metazoa; Arthropoda; Insecta; Coleoptera; Chrysomelidae. The record is from the annotation of a GenBank genome assembly.